AUGCCUCUUCUCGUUGUACUCGUUGUCAAUCUCAUUUCCUGCGUUGUGAUUGCCACUUUUUGCUCGGCGAAUGACCGAAAGUGCGAGCGCGGACAGAAGGAGGCGGAGGAGAAGCGGAGAAGGGACGCCGCGUUGCUCAUGAUCUCCGACAACUUUCUGGUAACGCCUUCCAGUACACAUUAUCCGGGAUGCAAAGAACUUUAGGAUCCCGACGAUCCGGAGUCGUCGAGUCUGCGCGGAGUGUCGAGCGAGGCCGUCUUCCCGAACACCGUCACGAGCGUGCCGACGUCUUCUUCCGCUUCCUCGAUCGCCUCGUCUCCGUCGGAACGUGUCAAAUGA
Caenorhabditis sp. 36 PRJEB53466 is the source of this 339-nucleotide messenger RNA. The record is from the annotation of a GenBank genome assembly. NCBI's taxonomy places the organism in Eukaryota, Metazoa, Nematoda, Chromadorea, Rhabditida, Rhabditidae.